Eutrema salsugineum is the source of this 1659-nucleotide messenger RNA. RefSeq names its product chaperone protein dnaJ 10. Bases 247 to 1443 code for a protein of 398 amino acids. The record is from RefSeq and is a predicted model, not a curated record. NCBI's taxonomy places the organism in Eukaryota, Viridiplantae, Streptophyta, Magnoliopsida, Brassicales, Brassicaceae. The transcript has 10 exons.
UUCAAAUAAAAAUGUAACACCUUCAAGAAAAGUAAAAGACUUUCUUUCUUCUUCUUUGACCGACCAGCGAAAGCGAACUAAAGAAAGUAAAAAUUGAAAAAUAGAAGGCGCAAAAAGCUCCGGUUGAUUUGAAGUACGUCGCCGGCGCGUGGAGUGUUCACUUGUCUAAGUUUGCUGUUUCCAUCUCCGGCGAUCUGAGUUAAGUGAGAUUCGGUGUAGGAUUUUGAUUUGUGAUCAGAAGAUUAGAUGGUGAAGGAAACGGAGUACUACGAUGUGCUUGGCGUUAGCCCAACUGCUACAGAGGCUGAGAUCAAGAAAGCUUACUACAUCAAGGCACGCCAAGUUCAUCCAGAUAAAAACCCGAAUGAUCCUCACGCUGCACACAAUUUUCAGGUGUUGGGAGAGGCCUAUCAAGUGCUAAGUGAUUCAGCGCAACGCCAAGCUUAUGAUGCAUGUGGCAAGGCAGGAAUCUCAGUUGAUUCAAUCAUCGAUCCUGCGGCAAUAUUUGCAAUGCUUUUUGGUAGCGAGCUUUUUGAAGGAUACAUAGGACAGCUUGCUAUGGCGUCAAUGGCUUCACUUGAUAUCUUCAGUGAAGGGGAUCAGUUUGAUACCAAAAAGAUUCAAGAAAAAAUGAGGACUGUCCAGAAAGAAAGGGAAGACAAGCUUGCUCAGAUUCUCAAAGACCGCCUUAACGAAUAUGUGGUAAACAAAGACGAAUUUGUUUGUAAUGCUGAAGCUGAAAUGGUAAGACUCUCAAAUGCAGCGUAUGGUGUGGACAUGUUGAAUACAAUUGGGUAUAUAUAUGUAAGACAAGCAGCAAAAGAGCUUGGGAAGAAAGCUAUUUAUCUCGGAGUACCAUUCAUUGCUGAAUGGUUUAGGAACAAAGGUCACUUCAUCAAAUCUCAGCUAACUGCUGCAACAGGAGCAUUCGCUUUGUUCCAGCUGCAGGAGGAAAUGAAAAGGCAGCUAAGUGCUGAAGGAAAUUAUACCGAGGAGGAACUUGAGGAAUACCUUCAGUCCCAUAAAAGGGUGAUGAUUGAUUCUCUGUGGAAGCUCAAUGUUGCUGAUAUCGAAGCCACUCUUUCCCGUGUUUGUCAGCUGGUUCUUCAAGAUCCAGAAGCCAAAAGAGAGGAGCUUCGUGCAAGAGCAAGAGGGUUAAAAACUCUGGGGAGGAUCUUUCAGAGAGCCAAAACAGCUAGCGAGAGUGAUCCUCUAGCAAGAACUGAACCUCAAAAGCUAAACGAAAAUGUAAAGGAAUACGAUGAUGUUGCCUCUACAUCACCAAAAUCCAAUGAAGCGUCUCACUCUACCUCUGGUUCUCAGGAACCAAAAAGCCCCUACGUGGAAGAACCAAAACUCGGGGAGCAACAGUUCAACUAUUAUUUCCCAAGACCCGCACCACCACCUGGCGUAGAGAAACACACUUCGACUGGCUAUGAUUGAUUGAGAAUCGGAGGUAUCUGUUCUUGUUGCUUACUCAAAACCCUUUGGUAUAUAGUAGUAUAUACAGCAGUCUUAGUAAAUUAAUAAUAUUGCAGUUGCGUGCCGUUAAUGUAAAAAUUAUUCUUUUUUCUUUGGUUUUGGUGAAUUUAAUGUGAAUUCGUCUUGUUAGAAGAAAACGAUUGGUGUUGAAAGCACAUGAAAGAGCUCUUUUUUUUU